CAUUAAGCUGCCGAACUAUCCAACGCUGAUCGGCAGUACUCUUUCCUUUCAGAUUAUGCGCAGCCUUUUUUAGGACAUGUACAGAGGUACAAUGUUUACCAACAAGCUGCUGACCCUGGUGCUGGUGGUGCAGCCUGGACGGGUGCUGCUGGGCAUGAAGAAGAGAUGGUUCGGAGCAGGGAAGUGGAAUGGGUUUGGUGGCAAAGUCCAACCUGGGAGACUAUUGAAGAGGCUGCCAGGCGAGAUGAGGCCACAGUGGUUCGACUCGGACAAGAUACCCUUUGGUCAAAUGUGGGUUGACGAUAUUCUGUGGUUUCCACUGAUGCUUCAAAAGAAGUUAUUUGGCUACUUCAAGUUUCAGGGUCAUGACUUGAUCAUCGAUCACAAGUUAGAGGAGGUAGAAAAGCUUUAACACCGACUACAGGCCUCGGACUCAUUCAUACUGUAUCAAAGAGCAUUCCCACAUGUUGUCUACCUGAAACAUCUCUGGAGAAAUACUGCAAAAUUCCUACUGAUUCCAGCUACCCUUGAAUGCAGUGUGCUCUUUAGUAAAGAAUGCACCUCCUUUUUUUGUUACUUAAUUAUUUUUUCUUGGGCCUCUAUAACUAUAUCUAUUGGUUUUUUUUGCGAAUUGGAUUGA
Oncorhynchus tshawytscha (Chinook salmon) is the source of this 640-nucleotide messenger RNA. RefSeq names its product 7,8-dihydro-8-oxoguanine triphosphatase-like. Gene Ontology annotation, biological process: DNA protection. Gene Ontology annotation, molecular function: 8-oxo-7,8-dihydroguanosine triphosphate pyrophosphatase activity. NCBI's taxonomy places the organism in Eukaryota, Metazoa, Chordata, Actinopteri, Salmoniformes, Salmonidae. The record is from RefSeq and is a predicted model, not a curated record. The transcript has 3 exons. The coding region runs from base 77 to 412 and encodes 111 amino acids.